AUGGCUCCCACGCUGGCAGCCGUGCUGCCAUACCUGCUGGCCCUGGCCACAGCACAGAAGAUAGGGACGGCGAUCCCGGAGGUGCACCCCAAGCUCGCGACGCAGUUCUGCACGACGGCGGGCGGGUGCGUGACCCGGCAGACGUCGCUGGUGACAGACGCGCUAUCGCGGCCGUUCCACGCGGUCGGGCACCCGGAGGUGCCGUGCUCGCCGCUCAACCAGACGCUGUGCCCGGACGCGGCGACGUGCGCGCAGAACUGCGAGCUCGAGGGCGUGUCGUACGGCAGCAUCGGCGUGCUGACGAGCGGGUCGGCCCUGACGAUGCGGCAGUACCUGUUCAACGGCGACGAGUUCGCCUCGGUCAGCCCGCGCGUCUACCUGCUGGCCGAGGACGGGGAGAACUACGAGAUGCUCAAGCUCGUCAACCAGGAGCUCACCUACGACGUCGACGUCUCGCAGCUGGGCUGCGGCAUGAACGGCGCCCUGUACUUGUCCGAGAUGGACGCCUCGGGCUCGCGCAGCGACCUCAACCCUGCCGGCGCAACGUACGGUACAGGGUACUGCGACGCACAGUGCUUCAAUGUCACCUUCAUCAACGGUCUGCCCAACCUCAAUAAUUCCGGGUCAUGUUGCAAUGAGCUCGAUAUUUGGGAAGCGAAUUCCAUGGCAAAUGUGUUCACGCCGCACACGUGCGGCGGCGUAGGCUCGUUCCUCUGCGCGGGCGACGAGUGCGGACGGGCCGGGGUCUGCGACAAGGACGGGUGCGGGCUCAACCCGUUCCGCAGCGGGUCCAAGGACUUCUACGGGCCGGGCAAGACGGUGGACACGUCCAAGCCGUUCACGGUGGUGACGCAGUUCUUGACGGCCGACAACACGUCGACGGGCGCGCUGUCGGAGAUCCGGCGGCUGUACAUCCAGGGCAACCGGCUGAUCGAGAACGCGCCCGCGUCGGCGGCCGAGAAGGACCCCGGGACCAUCACGCAGGACUUUUGCACGGCGGCCAACGCGUCCAGCUUCCUGCGGCUGGGCGGCCUGGAGGGCAUGGGCGCGUCCAUGGCCCGCGGCAUGGUGCUCAUCUUCAGCAUCUGGAACUCGGACGGCGACUUUAUGAACUGGCUCGACACGGGCAGCUCGGGCCCCUGCAGCGAGACGGCGGGCGACCCCAAGCUGAUCGUCGCCGAUAACCCGGAGGUGUCGGUCACGUUCUCGAAUAUCCGGUGGGGGGAGAUCGGGUCCACGUUUAACGCGUCGGCGCCGGGUACGAGCUCCGCUUUCAUCAAGGGUAAUGCGCAGGCCGCGAUGAGCGCGGCUGGGGGGCCUCGGAUUGUUUCGGGGGUAGUCUGGGCUGCUGUGGGUGUUGUUCUGGGAUACUUGCUUUGCUAG
Molecule: messenger RNA, 1383 nt
Organism: Phialemonium atrogriseum
Lineage: Eukaryota; Fungi; Ascomycota; Sordariomycetes; Cephalothecales; Cephalothecaceae
Product: glycoside hydrolase family 7 protein
Exons: 2
Coding region: 1-1383 (460 amino acids)
Biological process (GO): carbohydrate metabolic process
Molecular function (GO): hydrolase activity, hydrolyzing O-glycosyl compounds
Source: RefSeq, a predicted model, not a curated record